AUGGAUCAAUUGAACAACCGAGAACAGCAGGAGUUCCAGCAGCUCGUCGAGCAGAAGCAGAUGAAGGAUUUCAUGCGACUCUACUCCUCUCUCGUCCAGCGAUGCUUCACUGACUGUGUCAACGACUUCACCUCCAAGGCUCUGUCUUCCCGAGAAGAGUCUUGUCUCGAGAAGUGCUCCGAGAAGUUCCUCAAGCACUCUGAACGAGUCGGCCAGAGAUUCCAGGAACAGAACGCUGCUCUUAUGCAGAAGAGAUAA
Messenger RNA from Yarrowia lipolytica CLIB122, 258 nucleotides. RefSeq lists its product as uncharacterized. Lineage: Eukaryota; Fungi; Ascomycota; Dipodascomycetes; Dipodascales. The record is from RefSeq and is a predicted model, not a curated record.